AAUAUUCUCCACACUCUCGGCAGUUGGAUGCCAGCCGUGGUCGAGUCUGCCAAGUUUAUUAGAUCGCGUCGAGCGCUACGACGUCUAUAGAAGCAGAUACAUAAAUUCCUAUAAGCAAAAGUGGUUCUGAAAUACAUGAAUAAUAUAGAAAAUUACUAAUCUAUAUGCUGUGGCAAGUGUAUUACUUUACAACUUCUAGCAAGUGCAAAAUAUAGGCAAGGAAAAUACAAUACUGCAGUCGAAAGUGAUAUAAUAAUAAUUACCCAGAGGCAUAUUUUCAAAGGCGGAAUAUGAACGCUAGAUAAAAAUAGAUGAGCACGAGCACAAAGAUAGAACGCGAAAGUAGCACACGACGGCAGCGGCUGGAGGAGAUGAUGGAGCAGCCAGUGGACGCCAGGCAGCAGCAGCGCCACCGGCGACGCCUGGGACGCAGCCACAGGGAGCCCACUCCAGUCACGGGACAGGAUGACCUUCCCCAGGACGAUGCCAGUCCGGAACACCUUCCUCCCGAUCCCUCUCCUCAGAUGAUUCGCAUGCAAAUCCGACCACCCGGCACUUUGUCAGCCCACGAGAGCAAGAUCCUGCGGAAGCGGGACAAGAGCUUCGCCAGCUCCUCGGCACGCAGCCAGUCGCAGCCCCGCGAGGCGGAGAAGCUGAGCAGUCCGGAUGCCAACCACCUCAUCAAGCAUCGCAGCCUCUCCUCGCCGCGCCACAAGGAGGAGUCCAGCGAGAGCGAGCUGACCACGGGCAGUAGCAGUCAUCGUCGUCCCAUACCCGCCAAUCUCGGCCAGACACAGGACACCCUGAGCCGCCUGGAGCAGAACCUUCAGCGCUUCGAGGACGAACGGCGGCGUUUCGAGGCCGAGAAGCGUCUCUUCGAGCGCGAGAAGCGGGAGCACAAGCAGCGCCAUCGCCAGCAGCUGGACAACGAGGAAAGGAAGCGACUCCUGCAGAGCUACCGCAAGCUCAGCGAUCGCAUCCAGCUGCCGCAGGACGAGGAGGAGCGACGCCGGCUCAUCCACAGCCUGAGGCUGCAGCGGCACGAGGCGCCCAAGAACAGAAAUCGGAACAGGAGUAGCGGCUACGAGGAGUCCUCCACCCAGUUUAGUUCCUCCGAUGCCGAGGCAGUGGAGGAGAUUAACCCGAGGCACCCAAGGACAGCCAGGAUUCCACAGGGCUUUGUGGCGGCCCCAAUACGAGGGGCUCCUCCUCCUCCGCCUCCUCAAGCAGCUCUUAAACCCAAUCCGAAUCCCCCUGAAAGACUUUCCGUGAGUCGCAACAACUCCCUGUCGCCCGUGCGACCCCAACGACGUUCCAAGACCCCAGAGCAGCGGGAGCAGAUCAGCCGGAAGCACGAGUACGUGGAGGUGGGCGAGUCCAGGAGCCAGGAGGCGAUAAAACCUCGAGUCACCGAAGCGGAACAGCAGUCGGAGCUGAUGCAAAAGUACAUGGAGGCCGCGGAGAGGGCGGCCAAGGCGGAGGCUGCCCUGGCGGAGCAAAUCCUCACGGCGGAGGGAGUGCGUCGCAGUCACAGCUUGAGGUUGGCCGACAAGGAGGAGAAGCCAGCGAAGCGCAGUUCCAGUUUGGAGCGACCACUGGUGGCCAAGAGAUCGGGCAGUCUGGAGAGGAAGGCAAUCGAACUGAAAGUACCCGAAGAAACUAUCAAAAAUGAGUUAGAAAUAGAACCUGAAAAGGAAUCUAUACCAAUAGAAUCACCAUCCAUUUUACCGGAAGUUGAAGCCAUCUCAGAAUCCAAACCCAAAGCAACCCUCCUGCAACGCUUGAAAAACCUCUUCCGUCGAAAGAAGAAGGUUGAAAGUGAAGAUACCCUAGACUUACCCACUGUAAACCAACCAGAGAAGUUAACCUCCCGGGCGUUUCUGUAUCACCUCCACCUGGAGGCACGGCAUGAAUGGAAGCGCCUCAAGCUGGACUACCCACAGCGGAUGGAGGAACUGCGUCAGCUGCGCAACAAGUGCAUUGCCCACCUGAUCUGCCUGGCCAUGCUACUGGGAUUCGGAGGCCUGCUCUUCCGCUACACGGAGGGAGCCGCGGAGAACAUCUACAAGUGCGAGGUGCGCAAGGUCAAGCGGGAUUUCAUCGACAAACUGUGGGAUGUCAGCCAUAAUAUGAGAGAGGAAGACUGGAAGUCUCUGGCGCGACACAAGCUGCGCACUUUCGAGGAUGAACUCAAUAACCUGGCCGAGCUGGGACUGCGACGGUAUCCGGGCCAAAAGUCAUGGAACUUUGUCAAUUGCUUCAUCUUCUGCUGGACCGUAAUCACAACCAUAGGAUACGGCCACAUCACUCCGAAGACGGCCUGGGGCCGAUCCCUGACCAUCGUCUACGCCAUCAUCGGCAUCCCCAUGUUCCUGAUCGUCCUGGCCGAUCUGGGAAAGCUCUUCACGCGCUGCGUCAAGUUCGUGUGGGCAUAUGUGCGACGCGUUUACUACACCCGCUCCUGUCGAAGGAUCCGCAAGCAGCAGCAGAUCCGAGACGCAAUGACCGGCUUCAACACGGUCUACGACAUGGCCAUCCGUCGACCCAGCAUGUUCUUUGGCAAAUCCGCCGUGGAAAACGAUGAGGAGUCGCAGGCGGAUGCCGAGGCGGCCAGAUCGCUGGGCACCUCGCACCCGGAGACGCCCACAUCGCCGUAUCCGGAGACCUUUGAGGUGGACGACGAGUUCAAUCUGCCCGUUUCGGUGGCCUCGCUCCUGCUCAUCUCCUACAUCCUGCUGGGCACCUUCGGCUUCAAGCUGGUGGAGCCCGACUGGGAGGUCCUGGACUCCUUCUACUACGUCUUCAUCUCGAUGUCCACCAUCGGCUUCGGCGACAUGGUGCCUGGCAAUCCCUUCUACGUGAUGGCCAGCAUGAUCUACCUGAUCUUCGGCCUGGCCCUGACCUCCAUGUUCAUCAAUGUGGUGCAGAUCAAGCUGAGCGACCACUUCAAGACGGCCAGUGCCAAGGUGGGGGCCACCAUCGGCAUGAAUAUGGCCAGUGAGUUUGGCGACGAGGGCGGCUCGCAGCUGAAGACGCCCUCGGAGUUGGCCUCCGUUCAUGGCUCGCGGCUGGACAGGAUCGAGGAGGACCAGGGCCAGGAGGGCAGCCUGCCACCGCUGACCUCCAUCCUGCGGGCACCGCGUCCCCUGUCGCCGGUGGACAGCAAUGGAGGCAGUUAUGGAGGGGAUGGCAAUGUGAGUCCACCACCCCUGCUGCCCAGACGCCAGGUUUCCGUGGAUACCCAGCCGCCGGCGGAGGUGGAGGGCAAGAAGAAGAAAAAGCACAGGUUUUUCUAGAAUCCUUCGAUAGGGAAGAGCCCCCGAAAAAAACCUAAAACUGACAACGCUAACUAGUAAGGCACCUCAUAAAUGACAAGGCACUUUCAAUUCGAAUUUACCAGAACGCCGUUCUGUGAGAAAAUCUAUUUUCAUUUAUUUGUUAUUUAAUUUUACUUAUCAUUAUCGUAGGCUAAGACUAAUGUUAAUGAAAUAAAACACGCGAGUUGACAAACGCUA
Drosophila takahashii is the source of this 3515-nucleotide messenger RNA. RefSeq names its product TWiK family of potassium channels protein 18. The record is from RefSeq and is a predicted model, not a curated record. Gene Ontology annotation, biological process: stabilization of membrane potential; potassium ion transmembrane transport. Gene Ontology annotation, molecular function: outward rectifier potassium channel activity; potassium ion leak channel activity. Gene Ontology annotation, cellular component: plasma membrane. NCBI's taxonomy places the organism in Eukaryota, Metazoa, Arthropoda, Insecta, Diptera, Drosophilidae.